CUCACUACUUGUUGUGAUCAUUACAUCGUCACCCGUUGUUUGUCCUGUCGUCAACUCUGUCAGCCCAUCUCACGAUCCCUUUGCCCAACGCAACUCACCUCCGCCCGCGUCCUAUAUCCUCGCUUUCUCUUAUUCAGUCCUCUAUUCCUUUAUCCUCUCCAAUCGAUUGUCCCUCAUCGACUCCAACUUCAGCCUGUAUCCUUAGUCAUCCUCGAAUCCUCCCUCCAGUCCGCACCCUCCCAAUCCAAUUUACACCGUGGACAAAUCCUACCCACCACAUCGUCUCCGACCCUCUGUUCCACGCGCAUAUCAAAACACAAAGAAGUCCAGCAUCGUCUCCGUUUGCUAGCUUUCAUGUAACACUAGCACUUGACAAAGAUUGUCCGUCUCUAUGGGCCGCCCACUAUCCACUCUAAGGACAAGGCCCCCGCGAGUAUCCUCCUCUUUGACGACUCCCUACCAAAGGCCUUGCUCUUGUAUAUCUACACCUGAUGGUCACAUUGUAGGCGCCUCCUUCACGAGAAGAUGAGCGCUUUCGUGCGAGUUUCCGGCCGCCCCAAUACAAACUUUCUCGUCGGCUACCCGGGAAUCUCUGCUACACUGCCUCGCAUUGAAGGAACAGUCGAGAUCAGGCCGGGGGUCGGCAUAUCCAGCCCUGUCAAUAUCUCCGUCGUAACCAUCGCCCUCCAAAGGAGGGAAAGCAUCCAUCCCCAUGCCGAUUCCGUCACGAAGAAACAUCUGGCCGCCCCCAGGCGAGAGUCCACCGAGACUGUGGGCAAAGAAAUGCUGUUGUUCCGAUGUCCCGCAAACAGAGAAUAUGAAGAGAUCAUGUUUAUGGACUUGCCCUUUGUCAUAUUCAUCCCCUUUGGUCGCGGAGGUCAAGAGACGGCCAGAAGAGUGCCACCUGCCAGUCUCCAACUGCCCAGAAGGACCGCCGAAACCUUUUAUGAGAUGGUCGUGACAGUGGCUUAUGGAUCCAACGACCGCAAGACGUACAACUUCCCUGUUCCCAUUACUCGGUACGACACUCUCUCCACCUUUGGCAUGUACAAUCGGCCCGAAACUGCCGAGCGCGUGACGGAUCACUUGGUCACGUUAGGAAUCUCUUUACCCAGGUGGUCAUACGGCCCUCUAGAUCCUGUGAGCGUCUACAUCAAACUGUCACCGAACCCGGAUUGGCUUUCCAAGGCGCGAAAGGUGACCAUCAAGAAGAUUGAAAUUGGCAUUGACGAGGAGGUAAUCUACAAUCAUGAAGGCGACGAACCACAGAGAAAGGCCAAAACCUUGGUCAGAAAGGUAGAAACAGUUGGCGUCAAGAUGCCAGAAGGAGGAUAUUUCACCAAUCUAGGCCUUGUCUUCCCCGCGAAUGACCUUCGAGAUGCCGACGGGGUGAUGCCUCGUGGUAGACCGGCAUAUCCAACGUAUGCCGUUCCAGGAUUCACCACAACCGCCGGCCUGUACAAGGUCGAAUAUUACUUGACUAUCAAGGCUUCAAUGACAGGCGCCAAAGACAUCAUCCUGAGACAGCCAAUAGUAGUUUGUCCUCUGGAUCAUGCCGCCUGCAAAGCUGAGAUGGAGGCCAUCGAGCAAGCCGCCCGAGACGCUCAACACAUCAACGCCGAAAACCCCAUGUUACCACUCGCCACCAUCAUUCGCGCAUCCGAUCCCAACGCUCUGAAUUGUAUUGGAGUAGCCAUAGUUGGAUCGGCCAAGAAACCACUCAUUGACUGACAAAGCUACAGUCACAACCAGAGACGAGAGACUCGUCUACACCAUUUGCGGGAAAUUCCUCCGCCAAGAUUUCAUAUCUGGCCUACAGCACAUCACCUCGCCGAACCUCAGAUUCGCGGCUUGCUGUCGUCAGUGAGAUUCCAGCUGGAAGGAAAUUCCAACAUGGACGGCACCAUAUUCCACCACGAUUCUUUUCAGCUAUUGGAAACAACAUGGUUUCCAGAAUGAGCGAUGUCAGUCAUGAGGAUUGGUAGAUUCUUGCCCGCGAGGGCCACCAAACCACCGACCCCGUGUUUACAACGACGUCAACGAGAUGUGCAGGUGUCAGUACACAUUGAAGGUUUUUUGGCACAUUUCCCGGAAAUUAACGAUCAGAGACACUUGAGAGGGCCUUGAACAAGUGUCCUGAGCGAACCUGUAUGAAUUGGUGACGACCUGGUCAUUCUGGUUAUGGCGUCGUCGAUGGUGGCGAUGAUGUCUUUGACUUUGGCCGUACCAAACUGCGAUCCCUAAUAGCGACGCAGAGACGGAGGGCUUAAAUCCCGCUACGGUGCUUCCCUUUUCUCACACCUUUGAUGUCUUUUCUUUGGCACGGCGUUGAUCUCCCUGAAGGGUUAGAGAUCGGUCCAGGCAGUAUUUGGAAAGCUGGGAUAGUGUUAGGAUAGUUACGAUAUGAAGCUAAUGCCAAACAUACCCUGAAUUUAAUUAA
Messenger RNA from Exophiala mesophila, 2440 nucleotides. RefSeq lists its product as uncharacterized. The transcript is spliced from 3 exons. Gene Ontology annotation, cellular component: division septum. The coding region runs from base 526 to 1731 and encodes 401 amino acids. Gene Ontology annotation, biological process: division septum assembly. The record is from RefSeq and is a predicted model, not a curated record. Lineage: Eukaryota; Fungi; Ascomycota; Eurotiomycetes; Chaetothyriales; Herpotrichiellaceae.